AUUCACGAUGCGUGUUGACACAACGCUAUCGCUCCUUCUGGCAUCGCUCGUGGCUAUACCCGCGUCGGUGCUCGCCCUGCCCAUUGGCUCCCAAGGUGCGGACCUUCAGGAGCGUGGGUUCGAGUACGAUGCGGAGGUCAUGGCGCGUGCCGUGGUCGAUGCGCUCGAGGGUCGGAAGGUCACCCGGGUGUGGCACGAGGCGCGCGCACCUAUGCCGUCGGAGCCACCGUCGUACAGCAAACUCGACCCGAUCAACGGUGCUAAGCCCGGCUACUCGCAGAAGGACCCGCACAAGCCCAAGCAGAAGCCGAAAGGGUCCAAGUUCUGGCAGACACCGCCUCGCUCACUCGACGAGCUGGAGGAACUGGAAGCCCGCGAGCCGUCGAGCGUGCGCUGGUGGGAGGCGCGUGCGCCCAUGCCCUCCGACCCACCGAAGUACAGCAAACACGACCCUAUCAACGGCCCCAAGACGGGCUAUUCGCAGAAGGACCCCGCCCCCGUCCCCAGGUACCGUCAGAAAGACCCGCAUAAGCCCCCCCAGCCGCCGAAGGGCUCGAAGUUCUGGCCGACGCCGCCGCGGUCCCUCAACGAUGUCGAGAUGAUGGAGGAUAUGGAGUAGAGGUUGCAAUAUGUACAUGACCGUCGAUCCCCAUUCACGAAUGAGAUUGAAGUUUUCGUUA
This is a messenger RNA of Rhodofomes roseus, 680 nucleotides long. RefSeq lists its product as uncharacterized. The record is from RefSeq and is a predicted model, not a curated record. NCBI's taxonomy places the organism in Eukaryota, Fungi, Basidiomycota, Agaricomycetes, Polyporales, Fomitopsidaceae. Bases 8 to 619 code for a protein of 203 amino acids. The transcript is spliced from 2 exons.